AUGGACGAGGACAUCUCUAACUUCGUCGCCAUUACGGCUGCCAGUCCAGAGGCCGCACGCGGCUUCCUGGAGAUGGCAAACAACAACCUCGAACAGGCCAUCCAGCUCUUCUUCGAGAGCCCCGACAUCCAGAACAGCUUCAACACAGUGCCUGCUGCCACCUCGUCAACAGCGCCCCCAGUGCCCGCUAGCACCCGGCCCAACGUUGGACGCCAAGACGACCGUGGCGUCAUUCACAUCGACAGCGACGAUGACCGCGAUACUGCCAUGACGGUCGACGACAUGGACGAUAACUUUGGACAAGACGACUCUGACGUCGCGGCUAUCGCCCGCAACGCGCAGGAGGAGGAAGACGCCGCCAUGGCCAAGAGACUACAGGAGGAGCUAUACGGAGGUGGCUCCGGCGGUGUUGGUGGCGGCGGCGUCCUCGGUGGUCAGGAUGACGUCAGGUCACCCAUUGCAAGAACCACAGAAACGCUGGUUGGAGGCUACGAAGGCGAUGACGGCGUGGACAUGGACACCAUUAUCCGGGCGCAGAUGAGGCAGAGAGAGGCGGCCAGAGCUGCUGCCCGAGGCGGCUCUAGGAAUCCUUUCAGCCACAACCUGUCGAUCUGGGAAGAUGACAGCCCGACCCCUGCUCAACCGUCCCAGGCAGCUCCGAGCGAAGGCGGCGCCCGUGCCCAGCGACUCGCUGAACUGUUCCGACCUCCCUACGACAUCAUGUCCAGACUGGACUGGGACGAAGCGAGGCAGGAGGGCAAAGACGAGAAGAAGUGGAUAAUGGUCAACCUCCAAGACAUGAGCGACUUUAACUGCCAGGCUCUGAAUCGGGACAUUUGGAAGGACGCGGCGGUUCGCCAGCUGCUGGAGGAGAGCUUCAUCUUUCUUCAGUACGACAGAAGCGCCAUGGCGGCGCAGCAAUACAUCAACUUUUACUUCCACCACAGCGGACACGAGAACCCCGAUAACUACCCGCACGUUGCCAUCAUCGACCCGAGGACAGGAGAGCAGGUCAAGGUGUGGAGCGGACGGCCGUUCCCCAGCGCCUCCGAGUUCCACGCCCAGCUGGCCGAGUUCCUGGACCGCUACAGCUUGGCGGCCAACAGCAAGAACCCCGUGGUGGACCAGGCGGCGCCGCGGCCCAAGACGGUCGACGUCGACCGGAUGACGGAGGAGGAGAUGCUCGAGAUGGCGUUGCAGAACAGCCUCGCGGCGUCCAACGGCGGCAGCAGCUCCAAGCCCACGCCAAGCGUGGUCGAUCCUGACGCGCUGACCAAGUCAGAGUCUCCCAAGGGCGAGACAGCAGGCGCUGCGGCGGAGGCGGCAGCGCCGCCGAGCAUCUGGGCUAAGAUUGCCAGCGACAAGCCGCACACGGAGCCCGAGAACAACCCAGCCACGACGACGCGGAUACAGUUCCGUCAUCCUACCGGACGCGUCAUCCGGCGAUUCAACCUGGACGACCCGGUCAGGCGCAUUUACGAGUGGCUCAAGGCUGAGCCGCUGGAGGGCAAGGACGGCAUCGAGUUUGAGCUAAAGCGCAUGCCCCAGGGCCAGGACUUGAUUGAAGAGCUCGAAAAGACCAUCCUAGAGGCCGGGCUCAAGCAGGGAACUGUCAUGAUCGAGUUCAUCGAGGACUAG
This is a messenger RNA of Colletotrichum navitas, 1638 nucleotides long. RefSeq names its product UBX domain-containing protein. The transcript has 2 exons. Gene Ontology annotation, cellular component: nucleus. The record is from RefSeq and is a predicted model, not a curated record. Bases 1 to 1638 code for a protein of 545 amino acids. Gene Ontology annotation, molecular function: ubiquitin binding. Gene Ontology annotation, biological process: proteasome-mediated ubiquitin-dependent protein catabolic process. NCBI's taxonomy places the organism in Eukaryota, Fungi, Ascomycota, Sordariomycetes, Glomerellales, Glomerellaceae.